This is a messenger RNA of Clupea harengus (Atlantic herring), 637 nucleotides long. Its product is annotated as ladderlectin-like. The record is from RefSeq and is a predicted model, not a curated record. The coding region runs from base 131 to 637 and encodes 168 amino acids. The transcript has 6 exons. NCBI's taxonomy places the organism in Eukaryota, Metazoa, Chordata, Actinopteri, Clupeiformes, Clupeidae.
ACAAGCUGUUUAUGAUGCACAUCAUCAGACUGCCCACCUUUCACCAUAUAAAUAAUGCUCUCAACUCCAGCAGGCAACUCAUGACUCCAAACUAAAGUACACCGACUCAUUUUCCAAGGAGGUCGGCACCAUGAAGACUAUGAUAUUCAUUUUACUCCUCUCUCUGGGUCUCGUAUGUGCUUCAGAGCUCAUUAUCCCUUCAGAGAACAGGACUGGUGAUUCUUCCCAUGUUCAGGUUUACUCACGAAACCCCAAAUGUCCUGCGGGUUGGCAACAAUACGGUGAACGCUGCUUCAGGUUUAUCGACACUGCAAGGUCAUGGGCAGAGGCAGAGCGCUUCUGUUUACUGCAGGGAGGUAAUCUGGCGUCUGUGCACAGUCUUUCAGAAUAUUAUUUUAUUGAAGGACUAAUAGUGACAGUCACUCAUGGCACACCGUUGACUUGGAUUGGUGGUUCAGACGCCCAGCAGCAAGGACUCUGGCUCUGGAGUGAUGGAUCCCGAUUUUCAUUCGUCCACUGGAGCCCAGGCGAACCCAAUCACGGAGAUGAUGACCUGGUGUUCUGUUGGUGUCAAGGCAUUGAAAGACUCUCAGAGGUGGGCUACUGCAUGGCCAUGUCUCAGGUGUCCUCCAGCUGA